Molecule: messenger RNA, 6688 nt
Organism: Sphaeramia orbicularis (orbiculate cardinalfish)
Lineage: Eukaryota; Metazoa; Chordata; Actinopteri; Kurtiformes; Apogonidae
Gene: nfatc3a
Product: nuclear factor of activated T cells 3a
Exons: 10
Coding region: 404-3712 (1102 amino acids)
Biological process (GO): regulation of transcription by RNA polymerase II; cytokine production; calcineurin-NFAT signaling cascade
Cellular component (GO): transcription regulator complex
Molecular function (GO): DNA-binding transcription factor activity, RNA polymerase II-specific; RNA polymerase II cis-regulatory region sequence-specific DNA binding; transcription factor binding
Source: RefSeq, a predicted model, not a curated record
UUGGGAUCGGAUCUCCGGAGAGGGAGACAGAGGAACAGGCAGAAGCCGGGAGAGGAUACUGACACAGAGGGACAACACAGCGGCUAUUUUUACGGCCACUCCACCGCUUUAUCCAGUAAACACCACCCGCCGGCGUCCACAGUGGAGCCAGAGACACAGAGGAAGAGGACACGCAGCCACGCAGCCGACUUUCUCUGAAGUUACACUCCGAAAUUAGCGUCUUAUUUUGGGUUUGUCAGACCGGGGGGACCAUGGCCGAGAAGCUGAUGUGUGAGACGAACUAAAAGUUGCCAGAGUUCGGUGUCGCGGCUGUCGUUAAAUGUUGUGACAUUUUGAGGAGAGCGUAAACUGCUCCAGCGGUCGACGGUCGAGUGGCGGGGUAAAACCCGAGCUGUCAAACCCGAUGACUACUGCAAACUGCGCCGGGAAUGAGGAGCUGGACUUCAGACUGAUUUUCGGAGAGGACGGGCAGCAGCAGCCGUUAGGCCCCGCAGAUCUGGAGCCUGACGACAACACAUCAUUCUACAUCCUAAAUGUGGGCCAGCCCCAGUCUAUCGUCACCAACCACCAGUCUAUUGGCCUGCCUCGUCAUGGCAUGCAGACCCACUCACAGGUCAUCAACACUCCUCCGCGCCUUCAGUCACACAAACAGGGAUCUGAGCCCCCCAAUUUUGAGGCGCAAGACUCAAAAUAUGGCACUUCUCCGCUGCUGCCCUCUGCUCCUGUGGAGGCUCCAAAGGCCUUUGAAUGCCCCAGUAUCCAGAUCACUUCUAUCUCUCCUAGCUGCCAGCAGGAGAUGGAUGCCAGUGAGGAGGACCUGAGGGCAAAUGGGCCUGAUGGGGAUUACCAUGGUGACAGGCCACUGUCCAGAGACCACCUGUAUUUGCCCCUGGACCACUCAUACAGGGACUCUUCCCUCAGCCCUAGCCCAUGCAGCAGCCUCUCCUCUAGGAGCUGGUUCUCUGACGCCUCCUCCUGUGAAUCAUUUUCACAUGUCUAUGAUGACGUGGACUCGGAGUUAAAUGAAGCGGCUGCCCGCUUCACACUGGGUUCCCCACUCACCUCUCCAGUUUGUGCCUCCCCUCAAACUGGUGGAGGGGUUUUGGAGGAGCAACCCCAAUGGCAACACCACCAUCCCGCCUUCGUGCACCACUCCCACUCCAUCAGCCUGUCACCGCGGCAGUCCCCCUGCCACUCACCACGCACUAGUGUCACUGAUGAAAAUUGGCUCAGCCCAAGGCCUCCCUCCAGGCCUUCCUCACGCCCCACCUCACCCUGUGGGAAAAGGCGCCACUCUAGCGCUGACAUCUGCUACCCAGGCUCAGUGUCUCCACAUCGUUCACCCACGCCCACGCCAGGACCUUCACCAAGGGGAAGUGUGACAGAGGACACCUGGGCUGGCAGUCCUUCUGUAGGCAUGUCACCCUUCCAGUGCUGCCCAUCUGAGGCAGACAUCCCAUCCAAGACAAGGAAGACCUCACAGGACAGAACAGCUAUGCAAACUGGGAAAGGGGACAUGGGACUGGAUGACCAAGGGAAUAUGUCUCCUAAUCUAGAUUCUCCUUCGGAUGAAGCCCUGCACAGCCUGAAGAAGGAUGGACCUGGUGAACAAUUCCUCUCAGUGCCGUCACAUUUCCCAUGGAAUAAACCCAAGCCGGGCCAUACUCCUAUUUUCAGGACCUCCUCGCUGCCUCCUCUAGAUUGGCCACUACCUAACCAGUUUGGCCAAUAUGAUUUGAAGAUAGAGGUGCAACCAAAAGCCCAUCACCGAGCACACUAUGAGACCGAGGGCAGCCGAGGAGCUGUCAAAGCAGCAUCAGGAGGCCACCCAAUAGUCAAGCUCAUUGGCUACACUGAGAAGCCCGUCAACCUGCAGAUGUUCAUUGGAACAGCAGAUGACCGUUACUUGAGGCCACACGCCUUCUACCAGGUGCACCGGAUAACCGGGAAAACCGUAGCCACAGCCAGCCAAGAAGUUAUCAUCUCCAGCACAAAAGUUCUCGAAAUUCCUCUCUUGCCCGAAAACAACAUGUCAGCCAGUAUCGACUGUGCUGGCAUCCUGAAGCUGCGGAACUCAGACAUUGAACUGCGGAAGGGGGAGACGGAUAUAGGAAGAAAGAACACACGGGUCCGCGUGGUGUUCAGAGUGCACAUCCCUCAACCCAAUGGGAAGGUGCUGUCGCUGCAGGCCGCCUCCAUUCCUGUGGAGUGUUCCCAGCGUUCGGCUCAGGAGCUGCCCCAAGUGGAGAAAUCCAGCCUGACCAGCUGUCUGGUCAGUGGGGGAGAAGAGAUGAUCAUCACUGGCUCCAACUUCUUCCCAGAGUCCAAGGUCAUCUUCCUGGAGAAAGGCCCUGAUGGACGUCCGCAAUGGGAAGUGGAGGCAAAAAUAAUCCGGGAAAAAACUCAAGGAUCAUGCAUUGUGGUGGAGGUCCCUCCGUACCACAGUAAGACUGUGAGCUCAGCUGUACAGGUUCAGUUUUAUGUCUGCAAUGGAAAACGGAAAAGGAGCCAAUCGCAACGCUUCACUUAUCUUUCAGUCAUGGUGAAGCAGGAACACAGAGAUGAGCUGGACCUUCCUGCAGUGCCCCCUCUGUCCAUGCCCCUGGCACAUGCUGCCAGUCUGGUGCGCACCCAGCUGCCUUCUCCUGAGCAGGGCCACCCAUCGGACAACCUUCUGUCCAGCUCCCCUCAUGCCCUGGCUGCAGGCUCCGGACCUGGCCUGCUACCCCUGCAGGCCCCGUGCCCCUCCUUGGGCUCCCCGUCCUUCCAGCACCUGCCUCACCUCCAGGGUCGCAGUUUGCACCACCCCCCUGCAGACUGCCACAUGACGUUCCACCCGAGCUCUGCUGCUGCUCCUCUUCCUGCUCCUUCCCGGCCCUCCUACCAGCCUCUGCAGCACAGUCACAGUCACGCUCACAGCCUGCCCUUUAAUGGCCAGUCCAGCCUUCCACCUCAAGGCUACGAGAGGCUGCCCUUUCAGCAGAGUCCCAAUGCAGUGUCACACCCAGUGGGCAUGGGAAUGGUGUAUCCUUCUUCUUCUUGCUCUUCUCCAUCAGCUCCGUCCCCCUCGACCCCCAAUCCCAUCGCCGGGUCUCCCCAGAGCCAGCAGCCUCUGCUUACCCCCUCAUCCCCACAUCUUCAUGCGCUUGGUGGCUACCACUGCUCCCCAAAUCCCACCCAGGUGCCCUCUCCCACUGGUCAUCCCCUUGUAGGUCAGCACUCCUCCCCACUGCAGAGGGCCAUUGGCUACCACCCAGUAGGUCAAAGGUCAGCUUCCUGCCCCACACCGUCCAGUGCCCCUCCUCCAAGAAUGAUCCCCUCUCCACACUCAGGGCCUUCUUCCCCUCAGCUCCACUCUUUGCCCUACCAGUCUCCCACCUCCUCAUCCCCCACUUCAGGUGGAAGUCCCCUGGGCCCCCUGCAGCAGCAGCAGCAUUCAGGACAGCCUUCUCCACAGGCAACAAGCCCGGUCAUGGCCAGCUUGUCCCCAGCAGCAGCAGGACCUUUGGUUCACCCUCUAAGCCCUCAGGGUCCGUUCCCCUCAGAGGGGGAAAGACUCAACAUCAAACAGGAGCCCGAGGACAGAGAGCCCACCUUCCGCUCCAUCGGCCUGCAGGACAUCACGCUGGAUGAUGUCAAUGAGAUCAUCGGCAGAGACAUGUCCCAGUCUCCGAGCGCCCAUGGUCCCCCAUCAUCACACAACCAGUCAUAGCUCCACCUUUGCCCUGAUGCACCGUCCACUCCAGCCCUGAAACCCCUCCUGGCCCUGACCCAGAUCCAGGUCCUAGUCCUUGGAUCCUGCGGACGAUGGGACAGGAGAGCAAGAAGAGACAAGUCUGUGGUCAGAGACAGAAUCCAGGUUCCGUAAAGCCACGUGGACCUGUUAGACCACGACGAGGCAAAAGGACGGUCCCGAACACCGAAACGUUUUUCUGAUACUGAGAGACACAGAAUUCAUCAUUUCAUACAGAUUCAGACUGAACAGAAAAGUGAGUGAGUUACAUCACAGGAGACAAGAAAAACCUGCUUUCUUUUUUCUUGUUUCUAGUAACUUUAAAGGUGACAAAGUACGACUGUGGUUGUCGUCGUCGCCUUCUCACCAGCACUGACCUUUACGAAUGAUGACUCAUUUAAGGCUGCGUUCAAAAAGCACAGUUCAGAACAUUCAAGUCCCCCAGCACAACUUUUACCACCAUCAGCCAUCACACUGAAGACAUUAAAAACAGAAAACAGGUUGUACAACUUAAUGCUGUAGAGUUUUAUAAUUUUUUUUUUCCUAUUCAUCCUUAAUGAUGAGAAACAGAAACCAGAAAAAACACACAAAAGAAAAGGUUUGAGUAACGAACAGAACCUUCCAAUCAGUUUUUUGCUCAUGGCGUAGUGAUGAAGACUCUGCCCACUUCUUUUUUUUUUUUUUUUUUUCAAAUGAUAAACCCAUUCAGGUCUGGAGUGCAGGGGCCUGGCAGGGAGGACGACUCCUCUGGUGCUGGUCUGGGAUCUGCAACCUGCAACAUUCCACAACCUUUAGUAACCCUGCAGCCGUGUAGAUAUCUGUACAUGAUUUUCUUCUAUCUUUCUUCUUCCUCUUCUGUUUCAUCUUUCCCUCUUCUGUGUUUCUUGAUCUUCUCCAAGUUGAACAAAUGCCUUAUUGACUUUUAGCAGCUUUGAAUGGUAGCAAAAGCUUUUCUUGUUUUGCACAGCCGGCUUUAAGUUUAGCUCUAUUUUUUUUUUUUUUUUUUUUUUUUUUUAAUAGGAGGUGACUGUGUGACUUAGGUUGGCAGAUACGAGUUCAAGAACCCUGUCGGUUUAAAACCCGAGGGAAAGAGUGGGAUUCAGGACCGAGGCAGCCCUCCUGAUCAGUUAAAGAUUGAUUUGAAGAUGCGCGUUAUUAUGGUGUUACAAAAGAGUGUUUUUAUUGACCCUCAGAGACAGAUCUCUGCCCCUGAAAGAUGUUUUUUCAAGCAAUAACUCCCUAAAUCUCCCAGUGGCCCUUGUGUGCCUUCUAUUUCCUGACAGGCACUUUAACUUUAUGGUGUAACAACCAUGGCAGCAUACAAUCUGAGAACGUUUUUUAAAGUAUUUUCUACAUAAAAAUGUCUAUAUAUAACAUUUAUGCACCAUCCCCUUUUAUAAGUAACAAGGAAAUGUCAGUUUUGAGAAGAACAUCAGGAUGUAACAGGAUGUUUGCUUAAUGUGGUAACAGCUUCUGUUUGGGAUUCAAUCAAACACAUAAUUUUCUGUACAAUUGCAUCCGUACACAAUCCUUUUUUUUCUGCUUUUUUUCCUUUUCUGACAGAUAUGCAGUGCCCAUUAGGCAGCAAUAACACAAACUCAAGAAAAAACAAACCCAUGUGGUGAUACCGAGUGUUUUCAGGCAGGUUUCUUGUCAGAUAUGAUGUGGAUUGUGCACAGAUACAGACGUGUCACUCUGGUUUGCAGAUUUUUGUUGGCUUUUUGCCUUAAGCGUGUCUUUGACAAUGAUGCUCCUGCAUGUGACAGCGGAGGAGUGUUGCUUAUGACAGUUUUGUAAGUCAGUUUCCAGGUGAAAAUGAUUCUGCUAUGCAUUGAAAUUCUGCCUAAUGCCUUUUAAAAUGAGAAAAAAAAAGACAAAAAAGACCUUGAUGCCUAUAGAAAUAGACUGUAGAUGUGUACAUGCUUGACUGAUUCUGCUUGAGUGAUUCUCCUUGGUUUGACCAUCAGCCAAUCUGCCUUUUCAAGGACACAGUGCAAGCAUCUUAAUAGGUACAGAGUGUGUGUGAGUGUGUGAAAGGAUGGUUGGUAUUUGUACCAAAUAUGCUGUAACGAAGGCAAGAAUUUCAGGAGUCCUACUUUCAAAAACAAAAGCACACACAUGCAUUUAGGCUAUGCAAGCUAUAAUCGCAGCAAAUGUGAGAUAUGACGUAAAUAUGAGAAAUGAGAUUAUAAAGUAAUUGUAAUAUUAUGAACUUCACAGAGCAGGACACAAACAUAGACGAAUAGUGAACAUAAUAUGUCACUAUGUAAACUAUUAGGAUGCCUUAACUCUUGUUUGAAACCAGUUUGUCAGUGUGUCUGUUCUGGUUCAUUCUUUUUUCCAUGACAAAGAUUAAUGGGUUAGCUAUGAUAUUGUUUUUUUUUUGUUUUUGGGGGGGAGGGGGGGGUUCACAGGUUGGAUGUUGACAGUUAUGUUGGAGAAGGAGGAUUUUUAAAAAAAAAAUAAAGCUGGUUCUGCAGCUUAGAAAGACGUUAGUCAAGAAAUAUGACACAAAACCAGCAUUUACAGUAAACUCUGGCUGCCGUCCUUCUGUCACAACCAAAGAUCGAACAAUAUGUUCCCAUUUUACAUGAUGGUAAAGCAACAGAGACUGUACAACUCUAUUUUUGAUACUUUGAAAUGGAUGUCAUUCCUAAAAGGUUAGGGACAUGUAGGAGUGUUGACAUAUAUAUAUAUACGCAUAUAUAUCUAUUUAUCUACAUAGAUAUAUAUAUGUAUCUAUAUACCGUAUAUAUAAAAUUUGUAAAAUAAAAGGGAAAUACAGGUUUAGCUGAUGUUUACCAAGCCUUGUAUUGUCAUUUCUUGUAUAUUUUGUAUGUUAAAUUUUUUGUAAUUUUUAAGACUGCAGUGCUUUUUGAAAUUAUUCAAAGGGAAUACCUUGCAUCAUACGGUAGGCUAUAAAGUAGUGUACAUCAAUAAAAACAUAAAACUCAA